GUGAAUGAGAGAAGUAGUAGGUGUAUUGGCCAAAUCAACCGAAUGGAGUCGUACAGAGGUACCCCAGAGCCGCCGCAGUCCACUGAGGACGAAGCCAUCCAGCGCCUGGCGGCUGAAAUCUUGCAUGACAUUGACUCGUAUGGAGCGGGCGAUGAGGCCAUGUUGACGGAAGACGGUGUCCAGCAUCUUGUCACGGCCUAUGUCGAGCGCAGCGGCAUCAUGUCUCCAGUGCUACCGCCGCCAUAUGGUGCUCCGCCAAGCCAUGAACCACCACCACCACCGUCACCCCAGUCAUCUUCAAUCUCAUCGUUCCAAGUCUACCAAACCAACGUUCAGCUCUUUCAGGAUAUGCGAAGCCAACGGGAGACUCAAUUCAGCAAGCAUUUGACGGCUGUCAUCCAACGCGAUCGGGCCAGUUCGAGUAGCAGCAGCAGCGACAGCGGGUCCUCGUCCGGGUAUUCCUCUGACGACGACCACGAGGCCGACUCCACCCGACCGCCCGCCACCGUCGAUGCCGCCAUCCCACCCACAGACGUGGCGUGCCAAACCGACCAACUCGGCAAUGUAUCAUCGGCCACAAAGGAUUCGCCGAAGAUUCGUCUGGAGUGUUCCCAUCGAGAUGCCCAAGUCCAAGCCAACAUGGCGUCAGAGUCUACUUCUAUGGACACGUCAUCGCAGGUUGGAUCGAUCCAACCAUGCUGUCAUUUCCCGUGCAAUGUGUAUGUGCAGUCCAAACGCGAAGCCUGCCACAUGUCAAUUCAAACCAAUCGCUUAAUGCUAAAAGAGGUUGGAAUCACGACAUUGCCCUUGUCCGUGCGAGAUUGUGGCACCGCUAUGAGCCCCAAAAGCGCCUUUGUAGCCCUGUUAAAGACCAAAGUGAUGACCCCAGCCUCCAGUCCUCGCGAUUUUGAGCUCGAUCUGUCCAAUUUGAACUGGCGCCUUCCUGCUGUACCGUAAAGUACUUGACGCAGCCCCAAUUCCGUACAUAAUUCGAGCGUCGAACAAGUUGAUUGAUUGAGUGUAAGAGUGCUCUAACUACUGUACAGUGUACGUACAGUAUGCGUCGAGCAGCAGAACUUGGUAUUUUUACAAAACGUGGCGCAAAUGUACACAAAAAACAACUUGAUUGUUGUAUGCACAGGUUAGAGCAACCCAAAGCCUUCGGAUUGGCUGAUGGCAAUCAGCAGUCGCUCUUUUAACUUGUCCAUACUCGAGUAUUCCGGCAGCAGCAAAUGGUUAAAGCAUGUGUGGGCAGUGGGCAAUCUACCACCAUCGGUUAUGAUUCCCAAUUUCAUCCUUUUUAUCCAAAAUACACCCAAAAUUUAGAGUUUAUUCGUUCCCAUAGGCUAAGAAACUCCAAAUAAAACACAUAU
This is a messenger RNA of Aphanomyces astaci, 1373 nucleotides long. RefSeq lists its product as hypothetical. The record is from RefSeq and is a predicted model, not a curated record. The transcript has 5 exons. Bases 43 to 957 code for a protein of 304 amino acids. NCBI's taxonomy places the organism in Eukaryota, Oomycota, Saprolegniomycetes, Saprolegniales, Verrucalvaceae.